AUGCCUAAUGCUAUCUCCGGUAUGCCAACAUCGGUUUCAACACCAUCUAUUCCUUUACAUUUUCCUUGUUCUCAACAGCUACCAAAUAUUUCAUAUACUUCUUCAACUGAUACACAUUCAUCAACUAAAGCACAUACUUCAGAAUUGCUUUUAUUAGCAACUUAUUUUGAUAUUGGAAUAAUACGAACAUUAUUUAUUCCAUCAUGGUUAACAGAUGGUUAUUUAUGGUGUUUAGAAUAUUUACAUAAACGUAUGAUUAAUAUAUCGGAUGAAAUUUUAUCUGAUGCUUUAACAACUGGUAUAUUACCAAUAAAUAUUCUUCGUUGUAAAAGUCUUUCAAUGCCACAACUAAAAAUCCUAAAUAAAUAUAAUUAUUAUAAAUAUUUAGAAAAUAAUUAUUUUAAUGAACAAAUAACACAAAAUAUAGUUGAACAACAAUGCAUGACAACUACAACGUCUAAUUCAAUUAAACAAUCAUCGAAAUUAUUAAAUAUACCUUUUCAAUAUUUUUCUGAUAAAUUUUCAUACGAUAAAAAAUACAAUCGAAAAUAUAAUUUUUAUAAGAAAAAAAGUAGAAUUCAUUAUAUUGAUGAAGAUGGUAUUGAACACUUGGAUUUAGCUAAUAUUGGUCGUCAUAAUGAUUUGCGUGCAUCAUCAUCACCACAAAGUAGUCGAUUUCGUUCACCAGAUCCAACAUUAUUAUUAUUUAAAGCAUCAAUAUUGAACAAUAAAGAUACAAUUCGUCAAUCUGCUGAUUUCGAUAAUAACAUAAAAGAAACAUCUACUACUACACCAACAACAAAUUUGAAUGCAAUGAAAACUUAUAGUGUUAGUGAUUCAGAUAUAAAUUAUAAAUUUUUAGAAGAAAUUGAAGAAGCACAAGGUUCAAAUGGAUAUAUCAAUCGAAAUGGUACAAUUAAUUUUGGUGUUAUUUUAGCUGGUAUACAUGCUGUUAUAUGUAAAGAAUAUCAUUUAAAAGCUUGUGAAUUAGUUAUGAAUAUUCUUGAUGUUUUAUUUGGUUUGGCUGUUAUAUCAUCAGCAGAAGAUGAAAUCUAUAAAAAAAAAUUAUCAACUGAUGAAAAUAAUCAUAUGACAACAACAGAUGAUAGAGCAACUGGACAUAUCGAAGGAUGGUUAAAGCAGAUUGAUGCAAUAGAAGAUGAAAAAUUUCAAUUAGCUCUGGAUAUUAUCUUAAGAAUACUCAAACGAUUAGGUUGUUCAAAUUGUCAAGCACGUGGUCGUAGUUUUACUAUUGAUCAAUUACGUGGUAAAGCACGUUUACUAUUAAAUAAACUUCGUUUACUCCAUCAACAUCGAUUUGAAAAAUGCUUUCUAAACUUUGCUGUUCAUGCUGAUCUUGUUCAUAUACUUGAUAUAUUACAUGUUUUAUGUGGCUAUUGUGUUGAAUCAAAUACUGGUCUCGCUCAUUAUGCGCCCUAUAUUCCAACUAAACCUGAUAUACAUUUACGUCAAACAUAUUCAAAUAAUUUUGGUAAUACUCAUCUUGGUAUAGGACCAAAAGGUAUUGAUGGUUUUAUAUUAAAUAUUAUAUUUAAGCCAUUGGCUAUUCGAUUAAAUAAGAUGGAAGAAUAUUUACUAACUCCGGAAAAUGUUAUUUUAUAUAGUGAAUGUCGAGCUUUUUUAAUUUAUAUUAAAGAAAAUCAUGGUGGAAUAUUUCGUUUAGCACUAUUUUCAUCAUUAAUUGAUCCAGAAAAAAAACUUCAAAUAUUACGACAAACAAUAAAAGAUAAACUUAUUCAACAAAAUGAUAGUAGAAUAAAAAUUUCUCGUAAUCAUGGUUCAACUGACGAUAUUAACGAAAGUAUUGAUCAACAAUUACAAACACAGCCUACUACAGAAGGACAAUCACCAAUUAAUAGUACUCAACUAUUAAGUGGGUCACUACCGGGAUGUGAUGAUUAUAGUUCAUAUGAACCUCAAGAAGAGAAUUUAUACGUUGAUUUAACACUUGUUCGUACGGGACUAUUACGUUUGAAUUGUCUUAUAGAAUCAUGUCCGCCGGGUUCAUUACCUGAUCCGCAAUUCCUUGAUAGUCUACUCUUUUUGGAUGCACCAAUUAUUUCUAAAGCAGCAUUUCUUAUUGAAUGUGCACAUUAUGUUCGAUGUUGUUCAUUAGGACAAUGGCCCGUAUGGAUGCGUAUGAAUAUGACAACAUUUCGUCCACAUGAUACAUGUACUGGACGUGCAAGUGUAAAUGUAAAUUUAAAAUUAAAUAAAAUAUAUCAAGCAGCAGCAGCUAGAAUGUUUUAUAUUUGGGGUGAUGCUCUUUCAUCACAACUUGAAUCUAUAUUAGAUAUUGAACAACAACAAAAUUCAACAACAUAUUUAUGGAAUAAGGAUGAAAUAUUUGAAGAUUAUUAUAAUGAAGCAAUUGUUAAUCCUUCUGGUCAUGAUUGUCCAUAUUCAUUAAAAUUAAUAGUAUGUUUACUUCUUUACGAAAUUACAUCAUUUCUACGUGAAACAUAUGAAACAUUACCAAAACUUUCAACAUUACAAACAGGAGGAGUUAAUAGUCAACAACAACAACGCACUAAUAAUUCACAAAAUAUUGUCGAUACAUCAUCAAGUAUUACAGAUAAACGUUUAUCAGGUCGUCGACGUAAAGAUAGUGUUGUUUCACAAGCAUCAAAUAGAAGUACAGUUUCAUUAUCAAGUGAACAGCAACCACAUUCACCACAAAUGUUAUCAACAACAAUAAUAAAUAUGAAUCCAUCAACUUAUGAACGACAUAUUAGUUUUGCUAUUAAGAGAGAAAAUGAUUCAUAUGAAAAUCAUCAUACAGCUGUUAUUAUGAAUGAUGAUGAUGUUAUUGGAGUUGCAGAUGGAUAUUCAGCAUCUAUUUCAUUGGCAGCAAAUAAACGAAGAAGUGUAGCUAGUUGCACUGUGAAGUCAAAAUUAAAUCGACGAAAUAGUAUUAAAUUAACAAAACUACCAAUAAGAAUGAAAGAUACUGGAAAAACUGCACAUCGUUCAUCGUUUCGAGCACGGCGUCGUAGUCAUGUAUCAAAUAAUUCAAGUGAAGCUGAUUUUCAUCAAAAUAAUAUUGAAUAUUCAACUAUGGAACCAACAAAUGAAUAUCCAACUUGUACUGAUGAUGAAUAUGAUCUUGAAAAAUUUGAUAAUAUUAUUAAUACACGACCAUUUCCAUGGACAAAAGUUAUUAUAAGAAUAUUUAAUAAUGUUAAUUUAUCAUGUGAUCAUCAAAUAAAAUGUUUACCGAAUUGUUAUGAAAAACAAACAAAAAGUUGUAAAAAUCUUCUCAAUGCAUUAUUAAAUAUGUAUCAAUUAUCAUCAUUAUGUUCUCAUUCAUCAUCAACACAAACAAAUUUAAAAUCUCCUGAGACAAUACCACAUAAAACACAACGAUUUUCAACUUAUUUUUUUGGUGAACAAUCUACUGAUUUACAUAUGAAAAAAAAAAUAAACACACAUUUUAAAACUAUUUCGACUUAUCUUGAAAAACAAGUUGGAUCAUUAAUACAAAUUCCAUUAAUGAUACUUUGUAAAUCAUCAGUUUUAUUAGACGAUGAGCAUUAUUCACAAAUUCUUCCUCUAUCUUGGGAAUUAUUACUUGAUGGAAAUGAAGAAUUAUCUUCUUGUGCUGCAACAAUUGUUAUCCUUACAGCUGCUCGGGCUAAUCACCUAAUUCUUCCACCAAGUAUUGAAUUUGUUUUACCAUCACCAACACUUGGUGUGGCUAAUCUUCAAACAGUUGACCCACCCUGGAUGCCAUAUGUUAAAACACUUGUUCAACAAGUUGCACUUAAUCAAGAAGAAGUUCGAGCUGUUGUUACAACUAGUAAAACACGGAAGAAACAUCAACAAGAAUUAAUACAUUCAGCAUUAAUGACAGAAGAAAUAAGUAAACGUGUAGCAAGAGAAAAUUUUUCGAUGUCAAUUGUUUCAAUGUUACGAGCGGCAUCAUUUGAACCACUUUUGCAUCAGUCGAGAGAUGAUGAAGAAGAAGCACAUGUUGAUGAUGAUCGAACUGUUGAUGCAAGUAUACAACUUUGUCAAGCACAAGGAACAUUUCCAUCGGUAUUGGGUGCAGCAAUUUUUCAUCUUGUUGAAAUGCUUGAAGAUGAAGAAAUUACUGACAAUGGUGCAAUAAUAUCUGGAGCAGCUCGAAAAGUUCUCUGGACUUGUUUACUUGAUGAACCAACAUUACUUAUUCGUUUCUUUUUUGAAAAAAUUUCACAUAAAGAACGUCGUAUAAAAUCACUUCAAAGUCUUCAUCGUCUUAUGAUCUAUUUUACCGAUAUUCCACCUCAAUUUGCUCAUGCUACUUUCAAUUAUGUUCUUGGUUUAUUAUUAAGUAUGGUACGUUCACCACUUGAUGGUUCACAAGAAUUAAUUGCUAAUGGUCUUGCAUUACUUUGGCAAAUAAUACCUUAUCUUCAUGGUCUUGUUUUAAAAGAUUUAAAACAAAUUUUACGUAAAGAACAAGCUGAAAUGCUCAUAUUAGUAACUGGAAAUAUCCCAUCAACAAAAAAAGUUAUUAUUCAUGGUCCUGAUGUAUCACAAAUUCCAACACAAGCUAUUAUAUCUGACGAUACACAAUUUAGUAAUGUUUUACAAGAAGCAUUAGAAUUUUUCGGUAUUCCUGAUUUAAAACGUGAUCGAUAUUAUUUAGUUGAUGUUAAAACAGGACAAAUUCAUAUACCUGAUACUUAUGUACGAGAUUUUUAUUUUUUUCGACGAAAUAUUCAUCCACAAUUAUCAUUAGUUUAUAUGGAUAUAAAGCAAUCACAACAAGAACUUGAACAAAUGUCUAUUUUUUUAAAGACAACUGAAUUAUCAAAAGUUUUAUUUGCACGUUAUUUACUUGAAAAUACACCAUUUAAUCAAAUACAUAAUUGUAUUACAUUUUUUCAUGAUGAACUUAUUAAAAGUCCAUUAUUUCCACGUAAAGCAUUAGAAUCAGAUUUUAAUUUAUAUACAACAAUACACAACAAAGAAUUAUUUCAUGUAGAUAUGUUACAUAAAUAUAAUUGGAUCAAAUUAAUUGCAUGUAUAUUUUUUAAUAUGGAUGGUAAAACCACUACAACAUCGGAUAUAAUUCUAUUUCUUUCCGUAAUCAAUGGUUCAUUUAUAUUACAUUGUGAAGACUUAGCUAUGCUACGUUUUUGUCUUGCAACUUAUAUAAAUAUCGUUAAACAUUUUCGACAUAUAUUUGCCACGAAUGGGUAA
Rotaria sp. Silwood2 is the source of this 5211-nucleotide messenger RNA. The record is from the annotation of a GenBank genome assembly. NCBI's taxonomy places the organism in Eukaryota, Metazoa, Rotifera, Eurotatoria, Philodinida, Philodinidae.